AGAGAAGAAGAAGAAGAAGAAAAAUGGAGAAGGAAGAUAGAGCCUACAAAGCUCACUGUUUAGUCGUCCCGUUUCCAACCCAAGGUCACGUUAAUCCCAUGCUCCAAUUCUCCAAGCGCUUACAGCGCAAAGGCCUCAAAGUCACACUCGCCACAACCCGAUCAUUUCGUAAGCUCUCAUCACCGCCGUCCACGUCCAUUGCAUUAGAGACCAUCUCUGACGGCUACGACGAAGGCGGUAUGGCGGUAGCCGAGAAUAUCGGUGACUAUCUGGACAGAUUCCGUGAAAUCGGGUCAAGGACCCUGACGGAGCUCAUUGAGAAGCUCUCGGACUUGGGGCAUAAGGUUCAUUGUAUUGUUUACGAUGCGUUUAUGCCUUGGCCGCUUGAUGUGGCCAAAAGGUUUGGGAUUGUUGGGGCAACUUUCUUCACUCAGUCUUGUGCUGUUGACAACAUAUACUACAAUGUCCAACAGGGGUUGCUCAAAGUUCCUCCAAGUACUGAUGAGGCUGAUGAGAUUUUGGUUCCGGGGGUGCGAGUACCUCUUCGAGCUUCGGAUAUGCCUUCUUUUGUUUCUGUUCCCAGUCAGUACCCGGCUUUUCUAAGAAUGGUUGUGGAUCAGUUCUCCAAUGUUGAUAAGGCUGAUUGGAUCUUCUGCAACACAUUUUAUGAGCUUGAAGUAGAGGAGGCGGAUUGGAUGUCAAAGUUCUGGCCAUUAUUGAGGACGAUCGGUCCAACCAUACCAUCCAUGUACCUGGAUAAACGACAUGAGGAUGACAAAGAAUAUGGCUACAGCCUCUUCAAGCCAAACAGUGAUGCCUGCCUGAAAUGGCUAAACGAACGACAAAAAGGAUCAGUAGCUUACGUCUCAUUCGGCAGCCUAGCAGAGCUUGGAGCCGAGCAAAUGGAGGAACUGGGAUGGGGUUUGAAGAACAGCAACAUCUACUUCUUGUGGGUGGUCAGAGAAAAAGAAGCAAACAAGCUUCCAAAAGGGUUUGCAGAGGCGAUAUCGGAGAAGGGUUUGGUGGUCUCAUGGUGUCCCCAGUUGGAGGUAUUGGCAAACGAAGCUGUUGGUUGUUUUGUUACGCAUUGCGGUUGGAACUCGACUUUGGAGGCAUUGAGCUCAGGGGUUCCGAUGGUUGCAGUGCCGCAAUGGACUGACCAGAGCACUAAUGCAAAGUAUAUUAUGGAUGUGUGGAAAAUGGGGCUUAGAGCUCAAGCUGAUGAGAAAGGGAUAGUGAGAAGGGAAGAAAUAGAAUGUUGUGUGAGAGAAAUAUUGGAGGGAGAGAGAGGGAAAGAGAUAACAAAGAAUGCUUUGAAGUGGAAAGAACUGGCUGGAAAGGCUGCGGAUGAAGGAGGAAGUUCUGAUAGGAACAUUGAUGAGUUCACUGCAAAACUUGUUCAGCAUGCAAAUGUACAUGUAGCUAGCUAAGUUUCAAGCUAUAUACAGUACGUGUUUCU
Messenger RNA from Fragaria vesca subsp. vesca, 1459 nucleotides. Its product is annotated as UDP-glycosyltransferase 74F2-like. Bases 24 to 1430 code for a protein of 468 amino acids. Gene Ontology annotation, molecular function: UDP-glycosyltransferase activity. The record is from RefSeq and is a predicted model, not a curated record. The transcript has 2 exons. Lineage: Eukaryota; Viridiplantae; Streptophyta; Magnoliopsida; Rosales; Rosaceae.